Messenger RNA from Camellia sinensis, 2604 nucleotides. The record is from RefSeq and is a predicted model, not a curated record. Lineage: Eukaryota; Viridiplantae; Streptophyta; Magnoliopsida; Ericales; Theaceae.
AUGGAGAUGAAGGUAGUGGAAGGUGGUAAAUCUGCAGAGGAGGAUGACGAGGAUGAUGUGGCAAAAAGUGUUGAAGGGUCAAUCAAUGGAAAUCACACAGUGGAAGGGUUGUCAGAUGAUGUAGAUGGAGUGGAGAACUCAGCCUUCAAGGAUAAACAACAGAGAGAUGGCCCAUUGCAGAGUGCUACUGCUAGAACAAUGAGAAAGGACGAGCUAAAGAUGAAAGGCACUGAACAGAGGAAAGGAAGAAGGAGGAAGGGGCAAUCCUUAGAGCGGCAGCAGCAGCCAUAUCCAUAUCUUGCUGAUGAUGCACUUGGGGAGCUCAAGGUUGCUUAUGAAGCUCUGAAGGAACACAAUAUCAGUUCUGAAGCAGCAAAUAUCGAAGUCAUUAUUUUAUAUGAGUUUAUAAAGCAACAUGUGUGUGAUAUUGAAGCAAAGAAGGGUGAGCUUCUGGGUCUGUAUGAAGCAGUAAGGCAACACAGUACUAUUCUUGGAGCAGAGAACAGUGAGCUUGUUAAAAAGCUUGGUGACUAUCAGCCACGUAUUAGUGUAUUGGACAGACAGUUGGAUGAAAUGCACUCAAGUUCAGAUGAGAUGGCUUCCUCUAUCUCUAAUCAAGUGGAAGUUCUGCAUAAAGAAGUAGCUGAGAGGGCAUCAAUACUUGAGCAAGAAUGGAAUUCUACUGUUGCUCAGGUUGUUCAGACAGUCGAGAAGCUUGAUGCAUUGAUCAGGAGCUUGUUUUCUACUGCUUCUGUUGAUGCUGCAACCAAAGUGAUUGACAAUCUGCAGGAAAAAUUAGAAGCUUCUGGCAAAGAUCACACAGCAAUGUGCAGUUCAUACAAGGACAUGAUUGAAAAGUUCAAUGAUUUGCAUAGAAAGAAUGAAUUGGCUAUUGGUGUAUUACAUGGGGUCCAUGGUAACCUUCAGAGGCUUGUAAAUGAUUCAUGUCAGCAUGUAGAACAAAGCCAGAUCAUUAACCAAAAUGAGAACCUUAUAGAUCCUCUACAUCUUGAUAACUAUGAUACCCUCAUGGAGCAACUGGCAGUGCUUCUGGGUGAGAGGUUGCAAUUCAAAUCUAUGAACGAUAAACUGAACUUGGAGUUGAUUGAUAUGGCAAAAGAAAUGGAGAAACUGAAGAAAACAGGCCUUGAUUCAGAUACCAUUCUAAAGCUGGUUGAAGAUGUUGAAGGUGCCGUUAAGCUGAAUGGAACUGGCAUUGACUCAGAAAAGCUUGAAUCACGCUUGCAGCGUCUUAUAUCUUUUCUCUCUGAUAGUUUGGAGAUUCUAACUCGUGAUUAUGAUGAGGUGUCGGAGAAGGCAGUCCAAUUUGAACUUCAGAAUGAUAAGUUGCAGAAGGAGGUAUCUGCUUUGCAAGAGAAAUUGGUUGAAAAAGAGCAUCCCUCUGAUAGUUUGGAGAUUCUAACUCGUGAUUAUGAUGAGGUGUCAGAGAAGGCAGUCCAUUUUGAACUUAAGAAUGAUAAGUUGCAGAAGGAGGUAUCUGCUUUGCAAGAGAAAUUGGUUGAAAAAGAGCAUCCCUCUGAUAGUUUGGAGAUUCUAACUCGUGAUUAUGAUGAGGUGUCGGAGAAGGCAGUCCAAUUUGAACUUCAGAAUGAUAAGUUGCAGAAGGAGGUAUCUGCUUUGCAAGAGAAAUUGGUUGAAAAAGAGCAUCCCUCUGAUAGUUUGGAGAUUCUAACUCGUGAUUAUGAUGAGGUGUCGGAGAAGGCAGUCCAAUUUGAACUUCAGAAUGAUAAGUUGCAGAAGGAGGUAUCUGCUUUGCAAGAGAAAUUGGUUGAAAAAGAGCAUCCCUCUGAUAGUUUGGAGAUUCUAACUCGUGAUUAUGAUGAGGUGUCGGAGAAGGCAGUCCAAUUUGAACUUCAGAAUGAUAAGUUGCAGAAGGAGGUAUCUGCUUUGCAAGAGAAAUUGGUUGAAAAAGAGCAUCCCUCUGAUAGUUUGGAGAUUCUAACUCGUGAUUAUGAUGAGGUGUCGGAGAAGGCAGUCCAAUUUGAACUUCAGAAUGAUAAGUUGCAGAAGGAGGUAUCUGCUUUGCAAGAGAAAUUGGUUGAAAAAGAGCAUCCCUCUGAUAGUUUGGAGAUUCUAACUCGUGAUUAUGAUGAGGUGUCGGAGAAGGCAGUCCAAUUUGAACUUCAGAAUGAUAAGUUGCAGAAGGAGGUAUCUGCUUUGCAAGAGAAAUUGGUUGAAAAAGAGCAUCCCUCUGAUAGUUUGGAGAUUCUAACUCGUGAUUUUGAUAAGGUCUCAGAGAAGGUAGUCCAAUUUGAACUUGAGAAUGAUAAACUGCAGGAGGAGGUAUCUGCUUUGCAAGAGAAAUUGGUUGAGAAAGUCAGAAAUCAGGAGCAUAUUGAAGGUGAGAUAAGAAGAUUGGAGGAUUUGGUGCAUGAUUUGCUCAAGGAUUCUGUUACAGAGGACGUGGUUUCUGCUGGCAGUAGUACCAAGUGUUUGGAACAACUACUGAAGAAGCUGUCAGAGAAGUACACAGCCCUUGCUUUAGAGAAACCUAUUCUUGUUGACUCAGCUGAUGAGAAAAAUACAAAAAUAACGCGACCUAGACCUAUGACAGCUAAAGUCUUAUGUCGGCUAUUACUUUAG